GGUCCAUGAAGCAGAGACAAAAGAAUGCGUGAGAAGAUUGGAGCUACAGCAGAGGAACCGAGAGGAACAGGCAACAUGAGAAUCUUGAGAAUAUAGUCAUUACACACAUUGCCAUUGAACAUUUCCAAAAUUGCCACCAUUACUACGUCUUCUAUUCUAAAUAAUCAAUCAAUACGUUUAAACUCCAGUUCUGAAAUUCAGCACACUGUGUUCCCAUGAUGUCAUACCUGUGGAUUCUCCUGCUGGGUAGUUUAGUGAUCGGAGCCAAGACAGAAGACCCUGCUGCCGAGCCAGAAGAAAAGGAACCAGUGGAGGCUGCGGAGGAAGAAGCUGCUGAGGGGGACCCAGAACCUCAGGAGAUUCCAGAAGAAGAUCCAGCAGAAGAGGAGGCUGCUACUGCAGAAGAGGAGGUGCCAACUGCAGAAGAGGGGGCCCCUACUGCAGAAGAGGAGGCCCCUACCGCAAAAGCGGAGGCGCCAAAUGCUGAAACAGAGUCUCCCGCUUCAGAGGCGGUGGAGCCAACUGCAGAACAGGAGGGGCCAACUGCAGAACAGGAGGAGCCAACUGCAGAACAGGAGGAGCCAACUGCAGAACAGGAGGAGCCAACUUCACAACAGGAGGAGCCAACUUUUAAACCAGAGGUGAAAACUGUAGAACAGGAGGAGCCAACUGUAGAGCAGGAGGAGCCGACUGUAGAGCAGGAGGGGCCAGUUGCAGAACAGGAGGAACCAACCACAGAGAGAGAGUUGUCGUCUGUACAAGAGGGGGCGCCCACUGAAGAGGGGGAGCGUCUGCCAGAGGACACAGAAGAACCAGUAGUGGGGUCAAAAUCCAUUGAGGUUGAGACGGAACCAGACACUGAAGCUGGAAGUGACAAAAUCCAACCUGGGUCAAAGAGUAGCAGAGGGGCCUCCAUCGGCAAUGUGGGUGGAGCAGCAGGCACAGCGGAUGCUCAAGGGGCUGACUCUGGCACAGUGGCCGGGAUCCUAUGUGCCGUCGGCGUGGCGAUCAUAGGAGCGGCCACCGGAUAUUUCACCUAUCAGAAAAAGAAGCUCUGUUUCAAGGACAGCAGAGGGGACCUAGAGAGUGCCCGCAAGCAGGAGGCGGAGACCCAGUCGGAACCCCAGGUUCUCAGCAACUUGUUGACUACUUCCUCCUAGAUCAGCAUCCACUGGAAAAUUACCAGGACCAGCUGCCUGUAACGCAUCAUACACACACACACACACACACACGUGCACGCACAUCCACACACACCCACACACAUACACGUUGAAACACUGAUCCAUUCCAAUCUGUAGGCCUUAAAUUGGUUUUAGAUGGUGGUGUAAGACCUCAGCCACCCUUCUGUGUGUGAGACUGUUAAGCAAUAGGAUCUCUGUCUUCUAAAGAUCACAUUUUUAAUCUGUUAAAAACGGGGUGAUAUUUUCUAUCCACUAAACAGAACCUUUUUUUAUGCUAGUACUGAGGCGUGGCCCAAUAUUGUCAGCAAGAAGGCCAGGUCAUUUAUAUGGAGAUCAUUUAAACAAUGUGUAGCUCAUGAUAAUAUGGCCUCUACUUUGUUCACGGUGUUAAUGUUGUUUGUUGGGUUUUUUGCAAUGAUUUAGUCGGUACCAUGUUGAAUGUGCUGUAGCCAAUAGUCAAGCCUGAAACUAUAGUGAAUGUAGCCAAAUUCUCUAUCAUUGUCAAGCAAUACACGUUUUGUGUGACAAUGAACUCAGAGAGGAGUUGCCUAAAACACAGACAGACUGGACCACAUAGCCAGCAGUGUUCUUCAGUGUGAAUGUUGCUUGGAAGACAGAACGGUGUCACCCCUGUCGUGUGCCAGGUAUUUGGGAGGCUCGGGGACUUUUACCAGUGGGUCUAGUGUAAGAUACAACAAAUUAUGUGUUAAUUUAGCUCUGUCUGUGUUAACGCUCUGUACGUGUCUGACAUUAGGUGGUUAACCUGGCCAACCAGAUCCUGAUUGAAUCAGAUUACUAGGGAAGGUUAUGAAAUGGUUCCUUAUUCCCACUAUGAUGCAACACUAUAGCUCUGUUACACUCCACAACGUAUUUACUUGGACAAUUAAGCUAAAAUGUACUGUUUUGAUUUGAUGUCAAAUGUUUCAUAUGACAAUACAGAAUGUCACCUUUCAUUUGAAGUGUAUUUCAGAAAUGAAUGAAAUAGCUCGGUAAUAAAGAACAUUUUGUUAUGUGGCUUCAUAUGAAACAUUUUAGAUCACAUCCAAAAUGGUGGAGUGUAGAGCCAAAUAAAAUGUUUUAGCUUCACUGUCCAAAUGGAUACACAGGGCAGUGUUUAAAUGGAACAGGAGCCAUUACGUACACAGCUUCUACACUCAGGCAGCAGUGUCAACAGCUUAUCACACUUCACCAUGGAGACUGUUAGGGGUUGCUAUUGCCCGUCCUGGAAAGUGACUGGGCACACUCUGCUCUUAAUGUGGGUCUGUAACAAAAGCCUGCAAAUGCAGCAGCUCUCCGGAGUCAGAGUCAGAGAACCCGCUGCCGGCUUCAAAGCACAGGGCCGACCCAAACCGUAAGGCAAUGGUCAGCAUAUUGAGUGAUUUUCUCAUUGUUUCUUUCAAUACGGCUCCGGCACCUGGGUUUUGGUCCAGCCGUGUGAGAAGGGUAUGCAGUAUAGCUCUCGGCAUGAGUCAGUCUGGGAGAAUUGACUUCAGUGAAAGACUAGAAGAACCACUGAAGAACCACCUGAUUAGAUGAUCUGUGCACUUCAGCCAACUAACGCCUCCGACUAUCGUGUCUUGACAAGACUUCUUUUAAAGAAGCACUUUCCUUUUCCAUUGAUGUUCAGUAAUAAUGAAAAGCUGUGCUCUCCUAUUUAAUGAAUCAGUCUGUAUUACCUUGUGUUGGAGAAUUGUGUGAUUUGAAUAAUUUAGCCCUUGCUUAUUUGUCUUUUUAAGUGCUGUAAAUAAUGUUGCCAACCUGAAUAAACGACCUGUUAAGGGGAAAGUACAAGUA
Esox lucius (northern pike) is the source of this 2975-nucleotide messenger RNA. Its product is annotated as CD99 antigen-like protein 2. NCBI's taxonomy places the organism in Eukaryota, Metazoa, Chordata, Actinopteri, Esociformes, Esocidae. The transcript is spliced from 8 exons. Bases 216 to 1160 code for a protein of 314 amino acids. The record is from RefSeq and is a predicted model, not a curated record. Gene Ontology annotation, biological process: T cell extravasation; homotypic cell-cell adhesion; positive regulation of neutrophil extravasation.